AUGCCAUUCAGCGGGACGGAGCAGUUCGUCGUAGAUGUUGUGUUUCUGGCGGGCGGAACGAUGCAGCUGACAGCCUCCGAUGCGGACGAAGUGAAGGAUCUCACUUCUCGCCUGGGCUUGGGCUGCUCCGCCAGACUCCUGUUUUGUGGGUCUGAGCUCCCACAUGGACGGAGCCUGAAAUCUCUGGGAGUUGGCCCCACUCGAGAAGGUUCUCCCUGCAUCUACUGCCUUGAAGCGGAUGGAAGGUCUGAGACUGGCAAGAGCCACAUGCUCACAAUCGUGAACCUCUCUGGUGGACAUAUCCACCUCCCGGCACGGGAGCGGGACACCAUUUCUGGCCUGAAGCAGGCGCUUGCCGAGCAUUUCUCGGGCGCGCUGCGGCUGCUCUUUCGUGGGGAAGAGCUGCAGGAUGCCCUUACUCUGGGCCACUACGGGAUCUCAACCGGCAAAACCAUCUACCUUCUGGAAGCGACGGGCCCGGCCGUGGCCGACGAGCCCGAGGAGGAAACCCUGGGACCCCAGGUGGAGCGACGAAUUGAUGGCCUGUGGUAUCCUGCUCAGGUGCUAAAAGCUUACAGCGCCGAGGAUGGAGGCCAAAUUCUGGACAUCCGAUAUUUGGAUGAUGGCAACGUGGAGCGUGGAGUGGAAAUGUCUGAGUGCAGGAUUUCCCAGGCCAAUUGA
This is a messenger RNA of Effrenium voratum, 681 nucleotides long. Lineage: Eukaryota; Dinophyceae; Suessiales; Symbiodiniaceae. The record is from the annotation of a GenBank genome assembly.